Messenger RNA from Penicillium odoratum, 939 nucleotides. Its product is annotated as cut8/STS1 family protein. Lineage: Eukaryota; Fungi; Ascomycota; Eurotiomycetes; Eurotiales; Aspergillaceae. The transcript has 2 exons. The coding region runs from base 1 to 939 and encodes 312 amino acids. Gene Ontology annotation, cellular component: nucleus. The record is from RefSeq and is a predicted model, not a curated record. Gene Ontology annotation, biological process: nuclear protein quality control by the ubiquitin-proteasome system; proteasome localization.
AUGAACAGUCUGGUGGCCACGCCUCCCGUUCCUCCUCAUUUCUACGAAAAUCCUCGGCUUUCUCCUUCCCUAAUAAUGUCCACCCCCUCUUCUUCGUACACCAGCCGAAAGCGGAAAGCCGAUGAUGAUGGCAACGACCAUGACGGGCGGAUGUCCGCCUCUCCCACGAACUCCCCUGCCUUUACGCCUCGCCAGCUCCCUUCCUUUAGAAAUUUCAAGCGGUCCCGACCAAACAUCUCUGGCAGACCUCUCUCCCUUCCUCGCUUGUUAGAGACCCUGGAUACCGAUGCCUUGCGGACAGUUGUGCGGAGUAUGUGUGAGCGCCACCCCCAGCUUGCCGAUGAGGUAGCCCAAACCUCUCCUCGCCCUAGCGUUUCCUCUACCCUCCAAGUGCUUCGGAACUAUCAGGCUGCUCUCCAGUCUUCAUUCCCACUUGGUGGCAACACCGCGUCUGACUACGCCUACAACCGAGUUCGACAGCCACUCACCAAUCUCCUCGAGGCCCUCAGUGACUUCACCCCAAACUUCCUUCCGCCGAAUGAGUCUCAGCCAUCAGUUUCCCUCAGCUACCUUGACGGUGCGACCGAUAUUAUCCACGCCUUGCCUCGUUGGAGCUCGCCACAAAACAACAUCGAGCGGGACUCGGCUUAUGAUGAGAUUGGCAAAGCCUGGGUCCUGGUGAUCCGGGAGGCGGCCAAGCGUGGCGGAGGUAUCCAACUCCAAUAUGGAGGUUGGGACCAGAAGCUGGCUAAGCACAACCAAACCUCGGGAGGCAAGCUGCAGGGUGUGGUUAAUGAGCUCGGCUUGAGCUUGGGUUGGAUGAAUGGACCAGACUCUCCGUCCCACGGCCCUGGUGGCAAUGACAUGGGUUCCAUACGAGAUCAGCUUCUUUCAGGCACUUAUGGCAUGGGCACACCCGUCAAAGUUGGGCCCUGGUGA